AUUCUCUACUCAGAACUCAGAAGAAUGCCACACUAGACCAAGCAGAGAAUCAAUGGCAACUCUAAGCCUCAAUCUUUAUUCUCCUUCAGUGAGGCAUCAAUAUCUCCUCCCCAAAUCUCAUUAUUCAAAAUCCAAUUUCAGAAUCUCAUGUUCCACCUCUUUCUUGCAAAAUAAAAAGUUUAAGAGGGAGUAUACAAGUGUGAUGAUAGUGCCAACAGGUGUAGGAGCAGCCAUUGGUGGCUAUGCUGGAGAUGCUUUACCUGUUGCUCGAGCUCUUUCCUCUGUUGUUGACUGCCUUAUCUCUCAUCCUAAUGUUCUUAAUGCAGCAAUGCUGUACUGGCCGAUGCCGAAUGCACUCUAUGUUGAAGGCUAUGCACUAGAUCGAUUUGCCGAAGGCCUUUGGGGACUGCAACCAGUUCAUCAAAAUAGGGUGGGAUUAGUUUUUGAUGCUGGGAUAGAGAAGGAGCUUCUUAUUCGUCAUCUACAAGUAGUUGAUGCAACAAGAGCUUCUCUUGGAUUGCCAAUAGUGGGAUACACUGUAACUGAUACACCUCUACUGGUGGAGAAAUGGGUUGACCCAACAAGUGGCCAAUCAACAGGGAGGAUACAGCGUCCAGAUUCACUAUUGAGAGCUGUGGAGAACUUGCAAAAUAAGUUUAAGGUAAAUGCAGUUGCAGUGGUGGCUCGCUUUCCAGACGAUGAUACUGAGGACUUGGAUGAUUAUCGACAAGGAGUGGGGGUAGAUCUUUUGGCAGGUGUGGAGGCUGUUAUAAGUCAUCUAGUGGUGAAAAAUUUUCAGUUUCCCUGCGCACAUGCUCCGGCAGUAUUGCCUCCUCAAUUAAACAUUUCUCUAUGUCCAAAAUCCGCUGCUGAAGAGAUAGGAUUUACAUUCUUGCCAUGUGUACUUGCUGGGCUUAGCACUGCACCACAGUAUUUGGUCAAGGGAAACAAUUUUUCAGAGGACUGCAUUGUAGCAGGUGAUGUUGACAGUGUAAUUGUACCGAUCGACGCUUGUGGCGGAGAUGGUGUUCUUGCUUUUGCCAAUGGCAAAAGACACAAGCCUCUUAUAAUUGCUGUUGAAGAGAAUCAAACAGUUCUAAAUGAAACGCCAGACUCACUCGGUAUCGAAGCUGUGAAGGUCUCAAACUACUGGGAAGCCAUAGGUGUAAUUGCAGCUCACAAGGCAGGAAUAGACCCAAAUUCUCUUAGAAGGAAUAGAAUCAAGAACAUUGCACCAAUAUCUUUUGUUCCUUCAAAUGGUUAUGCUACAUCAAGUGCCAAAUCACUUGUUUGACCACAAAAGUUAUAGAUAUUCAUCAUAUUAAAGGGCAACCCGGUGCACAAGGCAUCUCGCGUUCACGCAGGGUCCGGGGAAGGGCCGCACUCUAAGAGGUGUGAUGUAGACAGCCUAACAUUCAUCAUAUUACACGAAUUAAUUUGAUUUGUAUAGCGCAAAAGGUGAGUUUAAAUUGGAAACAUGGUCAGUAAGGAUUUAUAUAUUCGAGCCCAACUAGUUGGGACUGAGGCGUAGUUAUUAUAGUAUAGCGGAAAAUGUUUUAUUUUCUUCCUUCACUUUUCAUUCUUAGUUUUUGUAUUAUCAUUAAUUGAGUACAUAGGGGAGUAUUAUAAUAUGAUCUGCUCAUUUUUUAGAUUUCA
This is a messenger RNA of Nicotiana tabacum (common tobacco), 1656 nucleotides long. The record is from RefSeq and is a predicted model, not a curated record. NCBI's taxonomy places the organism in Eukaryota, Viridiplantae, Streptophyta, Magnoliopsida, Solanales, Solanaceae.